UUGCUUGAAAGAGCUUAUGUAAGAUAUGAUACAGCUGAAAUCGCUAUAAAUGGUUUUCGAAAAAGCCGUAUCGGACCAUUUAAUAAACACAUUUUUCGAGAACACGACUUUUCCAUUCAACAUCAGGCGGAUGGUGACCGAGUUGCAGUUCCAAAUCUACCAGAGGCUGAACAAGAAAACCAAGUAACUCCUGCGAAAUACGUAACUCCUCCAAGAAGUAUUGAUGUGACCAAAUUUGUGGAAAAUUUGUCUUGUAAGAACAUUUCUAAUAAUAAAGAUUCAACAGUGCGGCCACAAGAUAUUAGUCCUUUACCCACCACUUUAUUUUACAUGUCUAGUGUUAAAAAAAGAAAGUCCAAAAAAGGAUCUGCUGCCUUGAUUACGGGUACACCAUCCAAAGAUGCCUUAGAAAGUAGUUUGUCAGAACAGAAGAGAAAUAAAAAUGAUGAUUCUGACAUGGAGUGUGACAUUGGGGAAAAAGAAGCAGAAUGUAUGUUUUGUACUGGACUCUUCUCUAAAGAUACCUUGGUCGAACAAGUGCUCAAAUUUUACGCCUUUACGUCUUUACUGGAAAUGGACUGUAGCAAUGACGAGGAAAAAAACAACUUAUGUGGAACGCUUACACAAAUAUGGCUACCUAUUGGAAAGGUUUCAAGUUUAACAAUUAAAAUGAUCUUCUUUUUUCAAUUGCUGGUGUGUAUAUGGGCAUGUGUUGGAGCAGGAAAUAUGUUUUUUGUGUCGUUUGAAUCAAGUGAAUUUCUGGUUUGUCACAUUAAUUAUCUUGAAGGAAAAAUUAUGAAAAUAUUUGAAAGCGAUAGUGAAAACACGAGAAAGAAGGAAUUGGCGUUUUGUGUUAGAUAUCACAAUUGGAUUAUUGAGCUGGGAAAUGAUCUAAACUACUUAAUAAAAAUGACACUUGGACAUAUGUCGCUGACUGCAGCUGUUGUAAUGGGAAUGAUCGCCAAUCAAAUUGUUCAGAAGUAUAAACCAUUGGGCGCUGGAAUUUAUCUUGGAGGUUAUGUUAUAGCCAUAUUUUGGUUAUCUCAUGCUGGUCAAAGAGUCACUGAUGAGAGCUUAUCAAUAGCUGAUGCUGUUUUCGAGUCAGACUGGUAUAAAAGCAGCAAACAAAUGAGAAAAGAUCUGGCAUUUAUAAUUAAGAGAUCACACGAACCCCUAAGAAUAAACGCUUUACCUCUAGGUACAUUUAAUUAUGCCCUGUUUAUUACGAUUGCGAUGAAGAAACUCCACUGCCGCAGACCGAACAGUUUAUUGAGUCUGGUUUCAGAUCAAUCUAACAGUGCUUCUCCCAAGCCAUCUUGCUCCUUUGAAUUAUUACUACUGGAGAAAAUUCGAAGAACCCCAAACAUAACAGCAAGAAGAAGAAAGAUAGACUCUAUGGCAAAAGUCCUAACAACAGAAGAGUACUUAAAGGAAAUACAGGAGAAAGAACAAAAUAAGAAAAGUAAAGGUGAGAAAUCUACAAAAUCACGAAAGAAACAAAAGGCGAAUAAAACAGUAGUUGAAAGUGACAGUGAAAGCAGCAUUGACGAACAGCAAGUUUACCAAGAUGAAAGCGAUGUAGAGGAUUUGACUCUAGAAGAUAUUAUUGAAGAUGACUGUGAUGACGAGCCUUCAGAAAAUGGAGAAACAAACCUUGAAAUUACGGAAGCAUAUGAACUUAGGGAAAAUGAUUUUAUCCUAACUAAAUUUAAUACUAAGAAGACGCAAGUUUACUACGUGGCACAAAUUCUUAAAAUUUUUAAGAGCGAUGUAGAAGUAAAAUAUCUGAGGCGCAAAGGAUUUAAAUUUAUUUUUCCAGCCAUUGAGGAAAAGUACUUCAUCGACAAAAGUGACAUAGAAACGAAACUGCCCUGCCAGAAAUAG
Diabrotica balteata is the source of this 1884-nucleotide messenger RNA. NCBI's taxonomy places the organism in Eukaryota, Metazoa, Arthropoda, Insecta, Coleoptera, Chrysomelidae. The record is from the annotation of a GenBank genome assembly.